Molecule: messenger RNA, 11343 nt
Organism: Bacillus rossius redtenbacheri
Lineage: Eukaryota; Metazoa; Arthropoda; Insecta; Phasmatodea; Bacillidae
Product: stabilizer of axonemal microtubules 2
Exons: 10
Coding region: 10275-11150 (291 amino acids)
Cellular component (GO): ciliary basal body; sperm flagellum; centriole
Molecular function (GO): microtubule binding
Source: RefSeq, a predicted model, not a curated record
AUAUAUUAACAAUUUUGUGAAGAGUUGAGUCUUAAAAAAAAAUUUAUAUUGCAAAAAUAAUAAUGUACCAUAAUUUCUUUCGAAAAACGAUAAUUUUGAGCACUGAAAACGAUAAUUCGUUAAAAAAGACCUGGCAACACUGCUGUACUGCAAUAUUUACUCUACGUUUAAAACAUAAUGGAGCGGUGGUUUGAAGUUUACGUUCUUGGUAAUUUGUUAAGUUGUGUCAUUAGGCACAAACACCAAAUAAAUAACUGAUUAAUUGUGAAUAUAAUUUGUUCGCGUAAGAAUUUUGGAAUAAAAUUAAGCCAAAAAUUACCUAUCGAAAAAAAAGUUCGAUAAAACAUAGCCUACGCGAAAUCUUUUAGUAACAAAGUUAUCUUAAAACAAUGACAAUUUUGAUUAAAAAACUAACCCGAAUCGUGCUGGAUAAGAUUGUUUUAUAAUAGUUUAGUAGGAAAACGAAAUGAUAAUGACAUUAUGUAUUUUGGUUUUUAUCAAUUGGAAACUGCAAAAAAGUUUAUUAAAUUAUAAUUUACUACUGUCGACGUGAGCAGUUAAGUCUUUUCAAUUGUGUUACGGGGUGUAACUAUGGUGACGGAUGGCUUACAGGCAUAGGGUUGUUAAAAGAAAAAAAAAUUGAAAAACACCAUAAAAUUUUAUGUUCUUAACAAUUUGUGGUAUUAAAUUGUUUAAAAUUGCAUGCGAUAAAAAAAAACUGUAAAUAAACUGCUGAUUGAUUCCCAAUCCCCUCCUUGUAAAAUAAACCACAUCGCAUAAAAGUACAAAGCUUUACACAAAUUAAUUAGAUCUCAAAAAAAUUUUCUAAUAUAUCUCACUUUACUCUAUGAAUCUUUGACUUAUUGUUUACUUAAAAUAAGUUAAUCUAGCUAAUAUGUGUGAAUCAAAGGUUACCAACCCUGUCCUAGGGUAGAUGCAUGAAUGCUAACCUAGGUGACAUUGGUCCCUUAUUGUUCUAUGUUAGUCUCCAUAUGUGCAGAGUUGGGAAGAGACCCUUGAGGUGCUGAAACUCCUGUUCAGAUUGCAUAAGUGACAUAAUAAACCUUAUCUUCAGAAACUAAGGCUUUAUUAAGCACAAAACAUGACUUAGAUAUUUACAUGAAUUAAUACAUAGAUUUGAAUAAGAGGUAAUAUUGAAGGUUAAACAAUGUUCAUGCAAAGAGGUUGCUAAGAGGUUAAAACCAAUAUCACCACAUUCGCCCCCUCUUCAUUUAAGGACAUAGUCCUUGAGAUAUUCAGAAGGUCUAGUGGUGCGGGAAGAUUUCCGGAGUGGAGGUUGAGGUCUGGGAGGAGAUCUGGGUGGAGUCGGAAUUGGGUUCACUUGAGGUAGGUCUUGAUCAUUCAUGUUCUUCUCAGGUGAAUCUUCUGGAGUGAGGUUCAGCUGGGUGUCUUCAGAUGCUUCAGUGUGUUGAUUAGGAUCAUCAGCGAGGUUUGGAAAAUUCACGUCUUCUAAGUUAGGUUCAUUGUUGACAAUAUCUCCUGCAGGAACAAGAUGCCUGAGGUUGACUGUUGUCUCCUUACCAUCUGGAAGUUGAACCAGAGCAUAGUCAGGGUUCGCCUCAAGCAGAGUUACUUCUUGCACCAGGGGGUCAUAUUUACUCUGACGGACGUGAUUCUUCAUUAGAAUUUUCCCUGGUGUAGUAAGCCACGAAGGAAGAGUAACUCCAGAACUGGCCCUUCUCUUAUGGUAGAACAUACGUUCGUGGGGUGUAGCGUUAGUAGCAGUACAGAGCAGUGUGCGGAUGGAGUGCAACGCUUCAGGUAACACCUUCUCCCACUGCGUUAUCACGAGUCCCUUCGUUUUCAGCGCCAGCGAUACAGUUCUCCAUAUUAUCCCAUUGUAACGUUCUACUUGGCCAUUUCCACACGGAUUGUAUGGUGUAGUACGACUAGUAGCAACUCCAUUGGAACGUAGGAAUGAUUGAAGUUCUCUGGAUAUAAAGGAUGUGCCUCUGUCUGUGUGAAUGUAUGAAGGAUAUCCGAAGAGUGUAAAGAUCUGAUUUAGUGCUUGAAUGACGGUUGUGGAGGAUAGGUCGUUGCAAGGGAUGGCAAAAGGGAACCUGGAGUACUCGUCGACUACCGUUAACAGAUAUUUCCGAGGAGUGUUGGAUGGUAAUGGUCCCUUAAAAUCAACGCUGAGCCGUUCGAAGGGUGCGGUGGCCUUGAUGAGGGUGCUCCGCUUGUUGUGAAAGCGAGGUUUGAUUUCGGAGCAUGUUCUGCAGGAAGACGUGACUCGGCGUAUCUCGUCGAUGGAGUAGGGAAGGUUCUGAUUCUUCACCCAGUGAGCCAUCCGGGUGAUCCCUGGGUGACACAAAGCCUUGUGGUAGUGGACAAGUCUGUCGAAGGUAUGGAGCGAGCCGCAAGUCCUAGAGAGAGCGUCAGCCGCCACGUUCUCCUUCCCCGGUCUGUAGAUGAUGUCAUAGUUGUAAGGAGCAUGUUCUAACCGCCAUCUUGUAAAUUUUUCGUUCUUGAUUUUACCAGGAUGCCGAAUGUUAAACAUGUAAGAAAUAGACUUCUGGUCGGUUAUAAGUUGAAACUUUCUUCCUAUCAAGUAAUGCCUCCACUUCCGAAGGGCUUCAAUGAUCGCAUAAGCUUCCUUCUCGACAGCUGAAUGGUGUUGUUCGCUCUUAGUGAGGGUUCUCGAGAAGAAGGCUACUGGUCUCUUGUUUUGAGUCAGAGUGGCGGCGAUGGCGACGUCAGAGGCAUCUGUUUCGACGCAGAAUGGGAUGUCUUCCUCUACGUUAACAACGAAGGAUUUAACUAUGCAGUUCCGUAAAUUGUUGAAGUCUUGGAUUAGUUCAGGGGCCAUUGGAAAUACUUUACAGUUCACUAAUCUACGUAUUUUAUCUGAAAAUUUUGGAAUCCAUUUAGAAUAAUAAGCGAACAUCCCUAGUGCUCAUUGCAAGGAUGCUUUGUUUCUAGGGAUAGGGAAAUCAAUCAGUGGCUUAAGUCUGUCGGGAUCUGGUUUGAGUAUAUUGUUUUCGAUGAGAUAACCGAGGAGCUUAAGAGACUUUAAAUUGAAAUGGGAUUUUUCUUGAUUGAUGGUUAAAUUAUAUUUCUUGCAGACGUCUAAAAAUUUUCGUAGAUUGGAGUCGUGUUCAGAUUGGUCUUUUCCGCUCACCGUCACAUCGUCCAAGUAGAUGUCAACGCCUUGUAGUCUUUCUUUGGUCUUGAUCUCGUCCAUCUUCCUCUGGAACGCAGACACUCCAUUGGUGACGCCCAUUGGUAUACGUUUGAAUUGCCAGAGUUUUCCUGCUGCCUCGAAGGCGGUGUACGGCCUGUCUUCAACCCUUAUUGGUAUUUGAUAAUAUGCGCUCUUGAGAUCUAUUGUGCUGUGGAUAUUAUAUUUAACUACAUCGGAAACUAUUUUCUCUAUGGAAGGGAUUGGGUAAGCGUCUAACAUCGUGUAUCGGUUUAUAGUCUGAGAAUAGUCGACGACCAUACGUUUUCGAUGUGUUCCACUCACGACUAGUACCUGCGCCCUACAGGGUGAGUUGCUUUCUUCAAUGACACCGUCAGAGAGAAGUUUUUCUAUGUGGGAUUGAAUGUAUUUUUCGUCUUCGUUUGAGUGUCGUCUGGACUUGAUCGCGAUAGGUCUACAAUUUGGUGUUAAGUGUUCGAAGAGGUAGGCCGGACCGACUUUGGCACAUGCUAAGCUACUGAUUUGCAGUUCAGGUUUAUUAACACCAAAAACUAUCGACAGAGUGGAAUGCUGCUUAAAGAUAUCGUGCCCUAAUAUAACAUCUGCGCAACAGUUGUUUAGAACGUUAAGCUUUGUUUUUCUGUAUAUAUUGUCCGAGAUUUGUAAAUCUACGGAACAAUAAGCUUUUAUAGGCAUGGCCAAAGAGGACAAUGCCAUAGCUACUUCAGAUGACGUAGGAUAUUGUUUUAAUUUAUGUUUGGAGACAAAACCAUCAUUUAUGUAACUCUCCGAACUCCCCAUGUCUAUUAGCCCUUCAGCUGGAAAACCAUUUACUUUGUUUGACAAUGGUUUUGGAAAGGCUAGUUGGAGAAGCAGCUCAUGUUUUGGAAGAUGUUGGUUUGGUCUUACGAUUACGAUUAGAUUGGUUAGUAGGGAAAACCAGAGACUUAGCAGGAAGGCAAGCAACAGUUGAGAAGUCAUCUGUGUCUUGAGGGGAGUCAGGUAAGGCGGCAGUACGAUCUUUGGGCUUAAUUGACCUACAGACUUUUGCAUAAUGGCCUUUCUUACCACAGAGUUUGCACGUAGCUUCUCGCGCUGGACAGGAAGAACGAGGAUGACGAGGGAACCCACAGAAGAAACAUUUCUGACUACUGCUGGCUGCGGUUACAGGAGAAUUUGGUUGCUGAACCGGCUCAGUUGAGGCUAAAGGUGUCUGGCUAGGAAUAUAGGAUUCAGAAAUUAUAUGAGCUGAUUCUAAUGAUCGUGCUUUUGCAAAUGCUUCAUCCAGGCUAAGAGUUGCGUUUUCUAACAAACGUCGGAUACUGUUCGAUGAGAGACCUUUUAUAAAUGCAUCUCUAAUGUAUUUGUCCCUAUAAGCCGCUGCUUUAACAUCUUUGAACUCGCAGUCAGAGCUAAGGAGACGCAAAGAUUGUAAGAAUUGAUUUACACUUUCAUCAGGUUGCUGGUGUCGGCUCAUUAGUUUAUGCCUUGAAAAUAUUUCAUUCAUAGGUUUAAUAAAGAGUGAAUCUAGCUUUUCGAUUGCAGACGCAUAAGUACAUUCGCUAAUAAGUUCGUAUAUACUGUGACUCACGUGAUUGUAGAGUAGUAACAGCUUCAGAAGCCUUGAUUGAUGCUGUGAAGACUUCGAAUGUUUUCUUCCAGUGAUUCCAUUGUGAGGAGCUUUUCCCAGUUGUGUGAUCUGCUUCAAAUCUCUCGGGCUUGAAAUACUUGUCCAUUGUUUGUAUUAAAUGUUUCUUGAUAGAAUGUGUUUAAUAAAUUGACAUAAUAAACCUUAUCUUCAGAAACUAAGGCUUUAUUAAGCACAAAACAUGACUUAGAUAUUUACAUGAAUUAAUACAUAGAUUUGAAUAAGAGGUAAUAUUGAAGGUUAAACAAUGUUCAUGCAAAGAGGUUGCUAAGAGGUUGCUAAGAGGUUAAAACCAAUAUCACCACAAUAAGUUACUCUGAAUAAAAAAAAAAAACAUUAUUGGUAGGGUAUUUGGGGGGUGAGAGGGGGAAUUGGAUUAUUAAAGUAAGAGAGUCUUUCUUCCCCCCCCCUCCUCCUCAUAGUCUUAACUCCUUCAGGAGAGUCUAAUCUGCCAGUGCUAACCUGCACUUGUGAUGUGUAUGAGUUACAUGAAAUAUUAAACAUAAAGUUCGCUAAUAAAUUGAGUAUACUGUGUGUUUUGUUUUGGUCAAUAAAUUUAUGCUACACUUAUAUUAAUGUACUAUGCACACUCUUCAUAAUACUAUCAUUAGUGAAGGCACUGUUGUUUAGUAGUCCUAUCAAGGACCUCUCUCACCAAGGCACUAGUUUUGAUUCUGGGCAGGGUCAAACCUGAAUUAUUUGCAAGUAAGAAACAUAGCAGACCAAGGGCCAUCAAGUGAAAUUAGGCUGGGGGGGGGGGGGGAGGGGGUUUUGCAAAUAAUUGCGUUAGGCCCUGUAAUGGGUUACCCGCCUGGAAACGGCCUUCAAUACUUCAACAAAAUUAAAAAAAUUACAAUUUAAUUUUUUAAUUUUACUUAAUUAAGAGCAGGUGCCCCAAAAGCUAAAGCAGAGUAGUUGUAUACUGAAAAUUUAAGGUAAGAACCAAGUGGAACCACCUAAUGAAAAGAAAUUUCACAACUUGAAAAUACAAACAAAAAUUUAAUCAGCAUUGAAUCUGAGUUUGAACAAGGUUGGCGUAUCAUUCACUGAAUCAGCCCACAUUUUAUACAGGAUGUAUCAAAAUUCAUGUUAACAACGCUUGAGGGUAGAAAGCUCUUAUUAUUUGCAACCAUUUUUGCCAAUAAACAUGUUGCCGGAAACACGUAGUUAAGCCCCUGUAGCCCCAGAAAGAGUCAGCUUAGGCAACCCGUUGUAGUGUGUUAUGUUGUGGAUGUGUGGGCGUUCGAGUAGAGAAAUAACUUUUUUAAUCGUGGCACAGAUUUUAAUUUCACUCUGAAAUCAAUCACAGCUUCAGCUUUGUUUCAGAAACAUUGAAAUUGUUGCAUACGUUUUAACAACGUGACAGCCUAAAGCAACGGCUCAAAAACACGCCCACCUUGAGCGACACAGAGGUGGCAACGGCGAAUCAUGUUUUCACGGAUACGCUGGAGCAUGUGUGGAGUCGACCUUAUGAUUUCGAACGCUUCAAUGAUUCGCUGUAUAAGCUCUUCUACCGUUUCUACUGGCGUAGCGUAGAUAAGCCCUUUUACGUAACCCCACAGAAAGAAAUCUAACGGGUUUAGGUCCUGUGACCUUGGCGGCCAUGCGACAGGGCCCGCUCGUCCAAUCCAUCUGUUUGGAAAUGUUUGGUUUAAAUACUCUCGCAUUUGCAGGGAAAAAUAAGGUGGUGCCCCGUCAUGUUGGUACCACAUCACACGUCGGACAUGCAAUGGAACCUCUUCAAGAAGACUUGGUAGUUCGUUCUGAAGGAAGUGGAGGUAUCCGGCGCCGGUAAGUCGUGGCGGAAGAAAAAAAGGCCCGUUGUGUACGCCGUCAAAAAUACCGGCCCACACAUUAACUGAAAAACGUUCCUGGCGAGCUGUAACACACGUUGCUUGCGGAUUGACAUCAUUCCAAACAUGACCCUUUGUGCGAAUUGAGAAUAGCGUCUUGAGUGAACUUGGCUUCAUCGCUGAAUAAAACCGCUAACUCGGAGUUCCUCAAUACUCUUCGAAUGUACCAACGAGAAAAGGUCAUGCGAAGAGGAUAGUCCGCCGGUUCCAUGUUUUGCACUUUUUGAAGGUGGUACGGGUACAAGAGUUGCUCAUGAAGAACUCGCCAAACAGCCAUUUUGUCAGCGUCCAUAUCGGAACCUUCUGCCCUUGUGCUUGUAUCCGGACUCUCCUCAAUUCUCUGAAGUACAUCUUCUUCAAAACUGGGAGUACGAACCCUGCGUGGAGCACCAGCAUUUGGUCUUGUGACGGCACAUGUACCAGUAUCACGCAUUCGCUGAGUAAGUCUUGCAAACAUGGUGUGAGCUGGAAUCCUAUGACCCGGAUAUCGUUCUUCGUACAGACGACGGGCGGCUCGUCCAUUUUGUCUAGCUUCCCCGUAAACAAGCAGCAUGUCCAUGUACUGACUAAACAUGUACUCCAUUGAGCUCCACUAAAACGUUGCCCUUUUCAGAACCACAGCGAAAGAAAUGACACCACGAGUUUGCUUGUACGACAGAACAGUCAACGACAGACCACCAGUGAUAUCAAAACACACUGCGACACUGCGAUGUCACGCUGUGCAGUGCUAUGGCACAGCACGAACGGAAGAAAAGAAAUGAGGGCGCCACCAACAGAAUUAUAAAGGGGCGGGGUUCAGCAUUCGACAUCGUACAGUCCUCUCGAGCGCUGCCCGGCUUCGUAAACACGUAAUUCACCACAGCAUCGUCUGUCUCGCACAAAGCCCAGCGGGUUGCCUACGCUGACUCUGGGGCUACAGGGGCUUAACUACACGUUUCGGGCAACAUGUUUAUUGGCAAAAAUGGUUGCAAAUAAUAAGAGCUUUCUACCCUCAAGCGUUGUAACAUGAAUUUUGAUACAUUCUGUAUAUUGUUAGCUAUAUAAAUAUUUUACUUAGAAUAACCACCAAUCCCGUUACUCCAUUUAGCCUGGUUAUCAUUAUUAAACAACCAUAACAUAAUAUGUGGGAAAUCACCCUAAAUAUCUGUUUACAAUCAUAACUUUUAAACUGUCUUAAUAAUUUUAAAUUUUAGUUUUUUGACCCAGAUCAUUCAAAUUUGUGCGCCAUGGUACCACACAAUUUCCUUACAGGGGCAAAGUUUUGUUUCUUACUUAAACUAUUUUACAGGGCAUACACUUCACAGUCGAUACAGCAAGUCCGUAGAAAAUGCCGCCAAAUUCAAUUUCAAAGCGGCUGACAGGUACAAAACAUUGAUUAUAAGCCGCACCACUAGUUCAGUCAAAUUUGAAGGCGAAAGAUUGCUGCUGAUUCCACCCAAGAAGUUUUCUAAGAGCUUUUGUAAUGGAGCAGAUGACAUAUUGUGUGUCGAAGACGUCAAGUUAGUUAACGUAUUGUGCAGCUCUUAAUAGCCCACCUCUUUAACUCUCACAAAAAAUAUACUCUACUUUCACCGCCCACUAGUUUCUAAUGACCACAGCGUUAAUGAGAUGUUAAGCCCUAACUUCUGUUAGUGGUUACAAACUUAUAUUUUAAUUAGACUAAAUACAGCUUGCUUCUGCAGUGAAGCUUGUUGCAGUGACAGCCAGCACGUCAUUCUUGUUUAGAAUUCUUAGAAGCAUAUAAUAUAUUCAGGAUGUUUGUCUUAAUCUGAUUUUUAGGCUUACUUUCUGUCGCGUUUGUUACGAACUUGCAGUUCAAGAGUCCUCAGCAGGAACUCUAUGGUCGUAAAUGCCAACGAGUCGUGGUCAUGUGACAAAAGGCUGCUAUUUCAGUGGCGGAUGCAUGAGUGGUGGGGGUAGGGGGAUAACUCUUUCCCUCUCCCCUCCCAAAGAUGGGAAAAAAUUGGCAUAAUCAGUGAAGGCAGAAUGUUAUUCUGGGUGAUGCAAGGUGAGCUUUCGCAACACCUGCAAUAUCACUAUGUGAGAAGCUGUGUCGCCUACGGCUAUUUCAGUAUGCCCAAGUGUCAGUGUGUUUAGAGCAAUAGUAAUAUUAGUUUUCUUGAAUCUGCAUGUUCAAAUAAAGUUUUUUUUAAUACCUCUCCUCUUUCCCUACACCACAACAAAAAAAAUUCCUGUACCCACCACUGCCCGGUCUGAUCCCAUCUCUGUAUGACUAAAAUUUAUAAUGUUGGGAGCCUUGCAAAAAAUCGACAUCACUGGGAAUCAAACCUGAAUUGCUCUGGUGGGAGUCAGUAACGUGAACAUCUAACCACUGUGGCUCCUUGCGAGAAAGAAGAUAGUACAUCCAUUAUCCACCCGCCACAGGUAAAGAUAGCAUUGUCAUGAGGUUGGUGACCUGAAAAUGUGUUGAGCAAAGCGAAACCUAAACAGUGUUGGAAUACAAAAUUUAUUUCUCCCAUAUUAAAUACUAUUCUAAUUAAAAAAAUUGUAGCUGUCACCUUUUUUUAAACAUAGAUAUUUUCAUAAGACAUUAAGUCACCUGGCCAUAUGCUUGGAAGAGGGGGUGUGAUUGGGAGGGGAUAUCCCCCCUUUUUUAUCCUAAAAAAAUCCUUCACUCUACCAACAAUUUGAUCUGAAGCAAACAGCAGGCAAAGUGGUUCUAAUAUCUCCACCUCCAAUUGCCGAAAAUAAAUUCUGUGUAUGCUCAUAUUACGUUCAUUGGUAAGCUGAAAACCUAACUAGGUGUGAACCAAUGUGAACUUUCUUUAUCAUUCACAGUUUACUUGCAGUAAUUUUUUAAACAGUUGAUUUCAAAAUUCUGAAUGGACUUGUGGAUAUUUUUGUGUACAAGUUUUUUGAGAGUAAGCACCCUGUUCUUGCAGUAAUAUUUUGAAUUAUGCUGACUUUACAAAUGACUGUUGUUUGCUUAUAUUUUUCACUACAUCAUCUUAAAGUAGAUGAUUUUUUAAUUGUGUUACAAGAAAUCUUUGCAGUUAAAAAUAAAAUCAUUGACAGCUUAUCAGAUUAAUCAAAAUAAACUUGUUUUAACUUUCAGUCCUUGGUGAGGAAAAAUCUGCUAGGUUCUGGAUGCAAUGAUUAUUGAUGAAGCGGCCUUUUAAAUUCCAAGCAUGAGCCCAUGUGCCUGUAUGUCAGGUAGAAAAUGUAAUUAACAUGUUUGAAGGUGCUAAGAAAAUCUUAAAUAUAAUUAAUUAAGUGCUACUAACAGCACAGCUAGUCUUCACAAUUUAAUGUUUAUUUUAUAUUGCACUGAAUUUUGUGAGUAUAGUGUAUUUUUAAAGUACAUUAGUAUAUGUAAUAUUUUUUUUAUUUAUUCACUUUACACUAACAGUUUGCUUAAGAGUUUAGAAAAAAAAAAAAAGUAGUGUUUUCAACUAUGAAUGUAUUUUUCUCUCAACAAUGAGUGUAGUGGGUGUGUUCAGAAAACAAAAGGUCAAACAGUCAAAAGAAACUAUAGAAACAAAUUCUAACCAUAUUUUCUGUUAUUUGUUCUAGGCCUGUUAAUUUCCAACCAAAUAAUUUUUCUUAUUAGUUUAUUAUAGUUUUACAAACUUAGUGGAUUAGUAGAAUAAUGGCAAUGGAAAAUUGCCGGAGUGCAUCCUCGUCAUCGAAGGCUGUGAAAUGUUCCUCGAAAGCCAAGGUUUGCGAUACGGGUCCUGGCGUCAGGAAGACUGCUUGCUGCCGGUGCGGGAAGAGGAUGUUCUGCCGGACCAAGUACAACCAGCCCGAGAGGACCCCGUCCUUCAAGCCAGAGACGCGGUACCAGCGGCCGGAGUCAGCCAUGGGCGGCGACACAACCUACAAGAUGUCCUACCCAGGCGCCAUGAUGGGGGAGCGCCUGGUGCCCGUCAUACCUCGCCCCAACCUCACCACCGGCGGAGAAGUCAGCGGCCACACCACGUACAAGAUGUCGUACCCCGGCUGGUGCGGGGUGAUCAAGCCGGACCCCAUCCUGCCGGUGAUGCGCAAGCUCCUGGGGGACGGCCCCAUGCAGGACGAGACGACGCAGCGACACGACUACCAGCCGCAGCCCCUCGGUCGGAUGGACGCCAUCAAGCCCCUCCCCAACCUCGUGCUCUCCAACCGACCCUUCGACGACCUGACGACCAUGAUCGCGUCCUACCUGCCCCCGGGGCCGUGCGCGGUCCCGCCCGAGUCCUUCGCACCCAAGAGGGUCUACAAGCCGUCGAGCACUCCCCUGGACGACAACACCACGCACAAGAUGAGCUUCGUGCCGCAGGCUCCGCCGCCCAAGGAGGACAUCCCGUGGGCGCGGCGCGCGGGCUUCCAGCCGCCCUGCCAUCCCAUGGAGUGCUGCACCAUCUACAAGACCAGCUUCUUGGCUCCCGGGGGCAGCGUGGAGGUGUGUGAGCCAGUCUGCGAUUCGUGUGAAUGCUACAAGUCGCCCGCUCCGCCGUGCGCUGCCGCCCAGAUGUGCCUUGGCUGAUCGGCUCCCACAGGUACUCAUACAGCCUCCAAGAAGACAGCGGAGGAGCACUCUCGCAUCCCGUCCGGCACCAUUCGUCAUGCUUUCAAAUUUUUUUUGAGUGUCUAUAUUUGUUAUUACUGCCAAAAUAAUUUUAUGAUUGUUUUACUAUUUAUUGUACAUGAAACAGUAAAAAAUUUAAUUGGUGCUUGCA